This is a messenger RNA of Thamnophis elegans (Western terrestrial garter snake), 1409 nucleotides long. RefSeq names its product sodium/potassium transporting ATPase interacting 4 (gene NKAIN4). Lineage: Eukaryota; Metazoa; Chordata; Lepidosauria; Squamata; Natricidae. Gene Ontology annotation, biological process: regulation of sodium ion transport. The transcript has 7 exons. The record is from RefSeq and is a predicted model, not a curated record. Bases 278 to 904 code for a protein of 208 amino acids.
CCCUCCCUUUUCAACCGAGGAAGAGUUUGCGAGCGGAGCGCUUUCCCCAAAGCUUCCCCGGCAGCUGUUUGUAGCGGAGCGCAGCCGGGGCUGUUUUUCCCUGGGAAGGCAGCUAAGGAGGGCCAAGGCAGCCUCUCCUCCGGCUCUUCCACCCCCCACCCCUCCACUUCUCUUCCCCAUCAGCCGAGCGAUGGCGGCGGCUCUUUCGGGCGCUGCUCGGUGAAAAUCCGCGCCCGGAGCCAGCGGCGGCUCGGUCCCCACGACCGAACGAGCCAAGAUGGGAUGUUGCACCGGGCGCUGCACUUUGAUCUUCCUCUGCACUUUACAGCUGCUUGUUGCUUUAGAGAGACAAGUGUUUGAUUUCCUAGGCUACCAAUGGGCUCCAAUUCUGGCCAAUUUCCUCCACAUCAUCAUGGUAAUCCUGGGCCUUUUUGGGACAAUCCAGUACAGACCACGCUACAUUGUGGUGUACGCCAUCUGGACGGCUGUUUGGGUUACCUGGAAUAUUUUCAUCAUCUGCUUUUAUUUGGAAGUUGGCGGCCUUUCGAAGGACAGUGAGCUUUUGACGUUUAACAUCUCCCAACACCAGUCGUGGUGGAGUGAGAACGGUCCAGGUUGCGUAAGGAAGGAGACGCCCAUGGCCGGCAUCAAAGGUCUGGACAGCCAUUCGUACGUCUCGGUCAUCGGUUGCGCGUUGGAGUACCGUUACAUCGAAGUCAUGCACAGCGCCCUGCAGAUUCUGGUGGCGCUGGUGGGAUUUGUGUACGCCUGUUACGUUGUCAGUGUCUUUACAGAAGAAGAAGACAGCUUUGAUUUCAUUGGUGGAUUUGACCCAUUCCCUCUCUACCAUGUUAAUGAAAAGCCUUCCAAUCUUUUGUUCAAGCAGACGUACCUGCCUGCAUAAAUGACAAGGAUCCAGUGACUGGAUAGGCGGGAAGCAUCCAUCCCCAUCCGAAAUGCCAAAUGUUCCGCCGGGUACUGUUGGCAGCCAAGGAAUGGGAGAUGCCUUCCAGGUGAAAGAGCACGACACCUCCAUGGGAUCACUAUCCUCUACUUGGUGCUUCAGGCUUGCUGGCAUCUGCUCAGACAAUGCCUCAUUAGUGGAUUUCUAGGUUUUGUUAUGAAUGAAUGAGUAUUUCCUUCUUUCUCUCUCCUCCCCGCCCAAACCCUACCUUCACUCCGUUGGGAUUAUGAAGAGAACAUUUGGAAAAUGCAUAUUUGGCUCUUUUCUUCCGUAUGACAAUGAAAUUGCAUCGCCUCUGGAUAUUUGGAGGCAUAAACUUUUGUUAUUAUCAAUGGACUACUUCUCACUCCCCUUUCAACCUCCUCACCUACCCUGAACCAUCUCAACUUUGUGGUUUCUAUUAAUGGACAAGCUGUUAAUUAAAAUUAUCUGUAUCUGGGAGUUC